CUUGUUGCUGUGCUGGGCGGGCCUAAAUGCUGUUGUGCGCCAUGCGGGGGGUGUCAAUUGAAGGGGAGGAAAAAAAAACUGAAGGGAGUUACCUCAGCGCUCUGCGAGAGAUAUGAGAUCUGGCCAUUUUCCAGGCGUCCCCCCUCUCUAUUAAAGAAGAAAUUCAGGAAAAUCAGUGGGGAAAGAGGAACAGAAACACAGCCAUAUUUGUAAAGGUCGCCCUGAAGAGAGAUUACAGCGCCUUUCUGCUGGCGGAUCAGUCGGAGUGAAUCUAACGUGCAUGCACAGUAUUUCUGCCCUCGUGCGCGCGCGCGUGUGUGUGUUUACAAGUGUUUGAACGAGUGCCAGAAACGAGGGAAGAAGGAGGAUAAAGCCACGGAAGGAGGAUGGUGGACAAUUCAGGCAGCAGUAAGGCACAAAUGCCCAGCAUGUCUCAGGAGCCUGGUGUGGCCUUUCCUCAGAGCAGCUCUUCAGGGGGAAUGAAGUUGGAGGCAGUAAUGGAGCAGCUCCAGCGCCAGCAGCAGGCCCGACUGGAAAUGGAACGCAAGGAAAGGAAGCUGCGAGAGGCCCACAUCAUGUAUGCUCAGCAAGUUGCUGCCCAGCAGGCUAUCCUGGCAGCUGCUAGGGCCUCUGGGGCCAGCUUCAUGGGCAAAGGCCUGCCUGUAGGGGUCCCAGGUAUUGGGCUGCCUCCACGGAUGUCCAAUCAGAGCAGCGUGGACUCUGAGAGAGAAGAUGACGAGGACAGGGGUCGGGAUUCUGGGGAUGAUGAUGAUGACAAUGAGAUGAUGGAGGGGGAUGAGGGCAGUGAUGAAGAUGAAGGAAGUGCCAGCGGUCUGGAGUUCCUACGCAAGCAGACCAUUGCUUUGCAGCAGAGCGCCUCCCGCAUCCCGGCCCGUCCGUACGCCAGUUACUCUGCAUCGGCCCCCCAGAGGACUGCAUCUCCACCUAUCAGAGUGAAACAGGAACCUGACGAGGGUCUCUCUCCAGCGGGGCCUCACUCUGCUACCUCUCCGAAUGGACAGACCGACUGGGGCUUUGAUGACCACUUCAGACAGAAUGGGAGUGCUGGUUGGGCUGAUGAGGCAGACAGUAGCAGAGGAAGAGGAGAGGCCUCAAGAGACUUCGCCAAGCUGUAUGAACUGGACAGUGACCCUAAAAGGAAGGAGUUUUUGGAUGACCUCUUCACCUUCAUGCAAAAAAGAGGAACCCCAGUCAAUCGUAUCCCCAUCAUGGCCAAGCAGGUCCUGGAUCUGUACAUGCUGUACAAGCUGGUGACUGAGAAGGGAGGCCUGGUGGAGGUUAUCAACAAGAAGAUCUGGAGAGAAAUCACAAAGGGACUCAACCUGCCUACCUCCAUCACCAGUGCAGCUUUCACUCUGCGCACACAGUACAUGAAAUACCUGUACCCAUAUGAGUGUGAGAGGAAAGGCCUCAGCUCCCCUGGUGAGCUUCAAGCCGCCAUCGACAGUAACCGCCGGGAGGGUCGUCGUCCAAGCUAUAGCAGCAGCCUCUUCCGCUUCUCCCCCUCUCCCAGCACUGCUCCCCACAUCCUCUCACCACCCAAGAUGCACCUCUCGGCUCUUGGAGCAGGAGCCUCAGCGGCCCUCAACGGCCUGCACGCCUCACCAGGACCCUCCCUGAAGAAAGAUGACCUAACUCCCCUCAUGGCAGCCAGACCCUCCAUGGCACUGGCCCUGGGUCAGCAGCAGGUUGCUGGUUUGGCCAGAGCUGCCACACUGGAGCAGCUGAGAGAAAAGCUGGAGACCGGUGGAGGAGAAGGACCAGAGAGGAAAAUGGCCCGCCUGGCAGAGGAGCAGCAGCGUCUGAUGCAGCAGGCUUUCCAACACAACCUGCUGGCCAUGGCCUCUCAAAUGCCCAUGAACCUGCGCCUGGGAGCCCCCACCAUCACCACCAGAGAAGAGAAGCAGCAGGACAUGUCUCUGAGCAUCUCUACCAAUGGAAAUGCCAGCAUCACUGUCUCAGUGGAGGUCAAUGGCACAAUCUACUCAGGAACCCUGUUUGCCCAGAAGUCCGGAGGGGCCCCGGGGUCCGCUAUGUCGGCUGCCACUGCCUCAGCCUCCCCUGCUGGAACCAGCACUAGCUUUGGUUUCUCUGCACCCCUGGCUCACACCCUCAGCCCCUCGCCCUCCUCCUCCUCCAAGGGUCCCAGCUCGGCUGAGCCGGCCCCCAGCGGGUCCCCCUAACUCAGGAUGCCCUUUGUACCUGCUCCUCAGGCCCCUCUUCCACCGGGAGGCCCAGCAAGAAGAUACAGUACAAUGAGAAACCGCAAAGAAUAACAAACUGUUGCACAACAAAUACCUCAUCAACCCUGUCAACCUCUUGGCUGUCCAAUCAUGAACACAGAGCCCGAGAAUAUUAUACGACAACUUAUGUGCCCAAAGCACAGCUAUGCAUUUUAUUCAACGUACAAACACACACACACUACAAACACACACACCGUUACACCUAUACAGAGACACAAUCUACACAUACAUACACUUCUUAAUCAUUAUAAACAUGCUAAACACAAUCAGCUCAGCCAAAACCCACUGACAGGUGUAGUCACAACUGAACUUGAAAAGUUUUAUCUUAGGACAUUUUGUUUGUUUGUUGCCAUUUUGUUGUCUUUUUGAUUUUGUGUUUUAGAAUGAUUUUAUUUUUAGUUUUCUCUUUUUACAUACCUCAAAUCAAGUAACCUGCAGUGGUGUCUUUACCUCAGGAGCUGUAGUAUAUUUAACCUGAAUCAACUUUAUUUUUGUAUUCUUUUUGACCUAGUUGCAAUCAGGGGAAGUCGGGUAAUUCUCACCAGUGGAACCUCAUGUACAGAGCACCCACCUCGUAGUGAAAGGCCUCUGACCCGGGCCUGUCUUUAACACGCAGUAGACUCUUACUGAACUCAAACUGGCGAAAGACCAGAUGCUGUAGAUCAGCAUGAAAAAAUACCGGAUUUCGUAAUGACAACUUCGGUUAAGAUCAUGUGACGUCCAUUAAAGAGAUAGGAAGGUUAACGAUGUACACAAACCUCCUGAUGUGGACGUGAUCUCAACAUACUCUCAUUAGUAAUGCACGGGACGUCAAGUCCUCCUGAAUUUAACUUAUUGCUGGUCCGCACAACCUGUCUAUUAACAUGUAGCGCACAAAGUUGGAGGUAGUACAAAAUCGGGUGCAGAAUCACGUCAACCUGGUGACGUCAUUGUAAGUGCAGAGUUCUCAGACCUCAGACCGGCCCCUCUGCUUCAGGGGGCGUCUCUCUUUAACUCUCAGGAAACAAUGCGACGAUUGCGAAGAAUCAUUGUUAAUUCAAAGGGGAAGAAAUGAGUCAUACCUGAAGAAUGCACAAGUCUACAUGACUUUUCAAGAGUACCUCAACAGACUCUCCCAAAAGGAGAGCGACACUACAUACCUCAUACGGCUGCGAAGCCAUCGAGACUUGACGCCCCGACCCGCGGUGGAACUCCUCCCUGAACUGGAACUGAACACGAUCGUACCGACACAGUGCUGGUGAUUUUAUGGGGACAACCAAACUAUGAUGGGCUUGUUCUCUCUCUCUCUCUCUCUCUCUCUCUCUCUCUCUCUCUCUCUCUCUCUCUCUCUCUCUCUCCCUCCUUCCCUCCCUCCCAUAUUUACUUGUAGAACGUUUUUUAUGCUUGCUUCCAUUUUCUCUUUUCUUUAAUUUUUGGUUCCUCAAGUUUUUGUCUGAGAAGAGUGAUAUAUAUCUGCAUUUUUUUCAGGGAAUAGGAAAAGAAAAGUUGGUUCCUCACUGUCUUUGUCUAAAUUUGUAGGAUUGUGAACAGUUUUCAAGGUUGUAGGAGUCAAGAUGUUUAAAAAAAAGAAACCGACCAUAUGAACCUUACGUUUGGCUGAAAAUAUCUAAAUUGCAGCGAACACAUCUUCUUUCACGACAGCUGCGAAUUUAUAUGCAUGUGUACAAUCAUGUGACCAGUGUUUUAACACCUUACUCUGCUGGUUAUUGCACAGCUAGAAACCAAAGACUAGCCAGGUCACAACUCCUGAUUGAUCCCUCGUACAAUCCUGCCCGAAACCCGCUGUGAUGCACAGCAAGGCAGUUUAACGACUGAUAUGGACUGCAAAAAAAAAAAAACAUCUAAAGACAUUUAAUAUAAUUUUUAGUUUUUUCUUAAAGCAAGUGAAAAUAUCUUCAGAUGAGUAAACUGCCCUUGUUUUACAAUUUAUGGCAUGACUUUGAAAGUUGACAAUAGUAAAUUAAAACUGGCUUGACAGGCUAAAAUCUGAUCCCUAAACUUGUACAGACAUCUGUGGAAACAGAUAUUUGUUAUAUUAGUCUUGUUAUCCAGAACAGCAGCCCAGAAGUGUCCGCUUUCUUGAGCUCUUCCCUUCCUGAAUCUUUCAUGCUUAAAGGCCAUUUGAACGUUUUUUUACACAACAUCCAGGCUCCCUUAGCCAGUAUAGACAGAGGCCUACAAGCUAGGCCUCAACUGCUGAUAAUCCCAAAUCAGAUGGGUUAUCCCUCAAAUUGUAAGGCAUCUUUUUCCCUUUAGAGUACAUUUUUAGCAUUUUGAAAUACCACAAAGGUUUAAAAAAUAAUUUCUAGCUUUAUGUGUGUUGAAUGUGAGGCAUUUUAAACUGUUUAGAAACCUCUUGAAGCCCAGAGUGAUCCCAGAGGGCAGCCUUGAUGCUUCUGUUAGACUGUAUUUUAGCCAUUAUGUGUCAGGUUUUUGAGAUGUUUUGCAGUGCAGAUCACAGUUAAGGGUUUGAGGACUUUGAGGACGGAGCCACAGAAUCUUCGGGUGAACCCUUCACAACCCUGUAUGACACACAAAACUGUAUUUUAUAAAGGUGAGAACUGUAGAAGCUGCCUUAAAGUAGUUGCUGGUGAGAUCUGGCUGGUGGAGGUUUCAUUUCUCCACUGGCUGGGACAAAGUCUUCAAGCUUAAUCCUUUGGAGCGUAAUGACUUUUAUUUUGGUAAGCAAUUCAAUCAGAUGUUAGGCAUCAGUUGUUUUUCAUGCUGUUAACAACUGAGUUUUACUAUUUAUUUGUUUGUUUGUUUUUCUCCUGGUGGACCUUGUUUUGGUAACAGUGGAGCUUAAUCAUUUAGGCCGUGUUACUAAAACACUUUGUUGUUUCCAAGUCCAAGCUUUCUGUUUCAUCUGUUUAGCGAUGACUGUUUGAUAGUGUAGCUUCACUGCCUUUGUAUUUGUGUGUGUGUGCGUGAGCGUGUGUUUGUGUGUGUGUAAACAGGUUGAGUCAGUGUGUAGCUACAGGUUACUCAACUGCAGUGCAUUCACUUGUAUUACCAUGAAUGAAACUGCAGGUGGCACUAAACAUCAAGUCCUUUAUACCAAAGGACAAGGAGGUUUUUGAACACACAAGUUUUUAGACAUUUUUACUUUAACAGGAAAUGUUUUCCUCAUCAUAAGCCUCCUCUUUUCUGAACUGGGAACUGCCCAGCAUAACCACACCCAUCUUCUGCUGUUAAGGGAUGCUUUGAUGCUCAUUUUUCAGGGGGAAUGAAAAGUGUUACAGGUUGGAUACCUGUUCUCUCUAAUAUCUGAGCUUCAAACCAGCAACCUUCGUCUCACCUCACUGACCUCCAUUUUUCAGCCACCUGAACUGCUGUGUGCAUGAGUAUAAAUGAUGAGUGUGUGUGUGUCUGUGCGUGUGUGUGUGUUUUAGAGACCGCCCCUACCUCGUCAUACCACAAUACCUCAGGGCAGUGGGCUGCAGUCACUGUUGCGAUGUUGCGAUGUUAAAGCGUCAUUGAGGGACGAGCACUGACCGAAGCUGCGGUUACUCGGCUGAAUGCUUCUUUGGUUCUGGUGUUGUAUUUUUGUCGUCAGUAACUGCAGGUCUCGUCACUCAGGAAGCUGUGAAGUUGGAAGUCUGCAGAACCUUUUGUCUCUCAGAUGAUUUUGGAGUUAAUUCAGUUUUAAAUUGUUUAAAAACUAACCUGAUCUGUGUAAAAACAGGCGCAUAUGCAAGUGGUUAUCGAAUACCUCAUUUAUCAAUUUUAUGUUGUUGUUUUUGGCUUGUACAAUGCUCCGUAUAUUAAUUCAACUGUGGGGUUUGUGCAUAUUUUUGUACUGUUAUUAUUAUUAUGGACAUGAUAAUAAUGAUAUUACUGAUAUUAUAGUUUUCUCUUUGAUUAAAGUAAACAAAAAAUUGGACAAAACACAUGAAUGCUUGUAAAAACUGGUUUGUGCUGAUUGUAUUUAAGAGGAGCACUUUUCCAAAGUGGUUUUCACACAUUCAGUUUUGUUCAUAUUAGUAAUAUAAAGAUAUGGUUCUCAGGGCUUUAAACUUGUAUGUCAUGAUAAAGUUUUACUUUAUAUCUAA
Messenger RNA from Notolabrus celidotus (New Zealand spotty), 6316 nucleotides. Its product is annotated as AT-rich interactive domain-containing protein 3B-like. The record is from RefSeq and is a predicted model, not a curated record. NCBI's taxonomy places the organism in Eukaryota, Metazoa, Chordata, Actinopteri, Labriformes, Labridae. Gene Ontology annotation, cellular component: nucleus. Gene Ontology annotation, molecular function: DNA binding. Gene Ontology annotation, biological process: regulation of transcription by RNA polymerase II.